This is a messenger RNA of Pelagomonas calceolata, 4431 nucleotides long. The record is from the annotation of a GenBank genome assembly. NCBI's taxonomy places the organism in Eukaryota, Pelagophyceae, Pelagomonadales, Pelagomonadaceae.
GCACAGGCGUCCGGCACAGGCUGCCCGGCGCCCGUGUCGGCGGCCCGAGGGCGAGCGACGCAGCGCAGCGCGGUCGUCGGUGGGAGUCGACCCGGCAGCGGCACCGGGGCAGCGUCAUGCGGCUCCCGGCGCUCGUACUGCUGGCAGGGGCAGCAGCCGCUGCCACCGAUGAGUCCUGCGCCGUCCUCGAAACGCAGGGCGCCACCGGCAUAGAGGUACGAAGCCUCGACGGCACUUUGAUGGGCAACGGCACCGAAGUGUGUCUACCGGACGCGCACUACCGCAUCACACUGGAGGCCGAGACGUGUCCGCAGCUGACGUGCUUGGUCCCGACUGCGGUGCCUACCCCGAUGCCGUCGCCGAGACCGACGCCGGCGCCCACGCCGUCGCCGACGCCAGAGCCGACGCUCGGACCGACGACCGAGACGCCCGCGCCCACACCACAACCGUCCGUGGAACCGACGCCCGCGCCCUCGUCACAACCGACGACCGCAGCGCCCUCCUCAAAACCGACGCAGUCGCCCUGCUCCUCGGACCUCUGCUGGAGCGACAAGACUACGGGUGCUAUCGACUGCGGUGAUUUGGGAGGAGCGCCUUUGGUACUGGAGGCGCCCUGGGACCCGUCGCUGAAUGAAUACGCAUCUCCUCAAUUGUCGAAACUUUCGACAGAUGGAGCGUGGGACGCUUCCUCAACGCUCGCUGCCGUCUUGAACGACAACGGUGGCGUGGCGCUCAAAGUAGCCACGUCUGCCGUGUUCUCUGCCGGUAGUGAUUCGUACGUACUAGGCGCGAUCGAGAAGCAGCUCUGCCGGCUAGGUGACGACGUAGUGUGCUUCGCCGGCGAAUUGAUGGCAGAACCUUCCGCAGCGACGGUCUACGAGACGUCCUUCUACUACCUAUCGACAGAUACCAUAUACAGAGUUACCUCACUAGCCAAUGAAGAACCAAUAUUUGGGAGCGCCGGUCUAUCAAUAAACGCCGCUUUGCUGGACGGGACGCUCGAUGCCAUCGCCGCCAUCGAGGUCGACGACGCCGCUUACCUCGUGGGACUGUCGUCGAGCUUCAAGGUACUACUCAUAAGACUGCAUCCCGACACGCACGCCCCGGCCACAUACUCAAUACUAGAUAGCACGGUGGACUGGGGCUCUUCCACUGAACACAGUGUGACCUUUGGGGGAGCUUACGGCUUCGACGGGAGAGCUUUAUUUGCGGCAAAAGAAGGUGGUCUGUUCGAGGCAACUCUCGGUAGUAUACCGGACGCCUGCUGGCACGCCGACGCAUCAGCGUCCUUGUGCUCGGCUACGGUCGACGUCACGCGCCUCGCGGAUACGGACACGUACGACGGUCUCGGGCUGAAUUGUCCUGGACCCUUUACGUUACUCGACUCGGAGGCACCUACAAUGUCACCGACGUAUCCGGAAUGCCUCUCUCAAAUCUGUUGGGACACCGAUAUAACACCCUGGGACUGCAAUUCUGAUGAUGGGCCCGCCGCGCUCGCAAAAACGACGAGCGGCGACUACGAGCACUGGAGCAUCGCGAGACAUGAUGGUGAAUGGGAGCACGCCGAGGACCUUCCGAAUGCUGUCGGGUAUGAUGCUGCUGGUUUGUUGGAAGGCGACGACGGCUACUACGCUGUCGCGGCGCUCAACCGGAGUCUUUGUAGAUUCGACGAGGACCACGUCGAGUGCUUCUCGGGUUCGUUGCGCACGAAGCCGACGGCGGGCACCGUCCUCGGUUCAACAUACUACUACUCCUCGGCCACGACACUGUACCGCGUGUCACAUGUAAACACGGACACACCUACUAUUGUUGAUACUGGCUUCUCCUUGCCGUUCGGUGUCGGCGACUGGGUGGCGGUGGACGAAGCGUUACACGGCGAGACGAUCGUCGGGGACGGCCAGGGGUCCACGGCCUACCUGAUUGGUGUUUCAGAGACGCUGGAGAUUGUGGCGGUGACCCUGUCCAACGGUUUACCGACAUCCUACGCCACCGUAACAGCAACAGGAGCGACGGGCCCCUUCAACGCGGGCUGGGCCAUCUACGACGAGGAGGAGGAGGCGACGCGUAUCGUCUUCGCGGGAAGUGAUGGCGUCUACGAGGUCCCCGCAUUUUCUACGUCUUCAUCAUCAGUAGCUUUGAUACGAGUGGGCGACGCCAUCGCCUUCGAUGUCUACGACGGGUUGAGCUGCCCCCAAAUGUCUCAUCUGAGCGAUGUUUUUGAGUCGCGAGCACCGACCGAGGCGCCCACGACUCGACCUUCGUUGACUCCUUCCUCCGUACCUUCCUCAAAACCCACGAACCCCACCGUGGCACCUUCCCUAGGCUGCGUCGCGCGAGGCACGUCGUCGUGCUCUGGACCCUCUACGUCAAUCAGUUCAAUUGACUGCCAGAACGGAAAUGCCUUCCAGUCGCACUCGUCCGACGGCACUAAUGCGAUCUACGGCUACAACCUAGCUCUAUCGUCCGGUGGUUAUGAUUUCGUCUUCGGUCCCGGUACGUCGAUCGACGCCCUCGGGGUGUUGGAGCUGAGCGACGGAGCUUGGUUGUUUGGCGCUUCACAGGACAAACUCUGCGCCCUGAAUGCUGGUGAAAGUGAAUGCUUUUCCACAUCAUUGAUCAAUGAGCCGGACGCUGGUACAGUAACGGGUACGUCGUAUUACUACGCUUCAUCACUGGGCGAUGGAGAUCAAUCCAUACAUUUCGUGCAAGACAUCCACUCGGACGCUCCAACCUUCAUCACCGACGCUAGUUCACGUUUAGUCAUCGCCGAAGAGGCGUCGAACGGCGUCAAGCUCUUCGCUGGUGUUAUUGGUGAUAUCGCUUCGACUGUGUUAAUAGACGACGGUAAAGAGGAUAGGACCUAUUUGAUCGGUCUCGGGCAGCGCUUCGAGGUCCUCGUGAUUCGUCUUGGGACUGAUGGGUACCCGGAAGCCUACGCCGUGCUUGAUAGUACGCAUACGAUCGAUCCCGAGAGCUAUGGCUUGGACGACGAGGAGCACGAAUUUGGCAGUGCCUUUUCUUAUAAUGAUGGGGUCUUCUUCGGCGGGGACGAUGACAUAGGCGUCUUCCAACUAAGUCUGCCGCUGACCGUUCCUACGAAUUGUUGGAAUACUGGUACCAGUACGAGCACGCAUGCGGCCUGCGACGGCGCCACGGCGUCUCUCGCAAAAGUGCGCGACCUGGCCUUGACCGGGAGUGGUGUGGACGGCUUCAACUGCCCUUCAUUUGAUGCAUUGUCAAGGGCGCCGACUCCGGCGCCCGUCGCGGCACGACGGCUGACGUCGACGUGCGCCUAUUAUGUUGAUUGGGGUACCUGUAGCGUGUCGAGCGGUUCUUUAUCCGUUUCUGGCUCGUUGCGCCUUGCCGGCUUCUCGGCAGCCGAGUGCUCGACGCAGUGGCUCAGUGUCUUGACGCGGACGAUCGCCAAUGCCUUGAGUGUUGGUGAUGAUGCCGUGACGAACGUGGCCUGCGGCUCGCGACGGAGACGGCUGGCGGCGUCCGAUUCCUCUGUAGUCACUUAUGACGCGGCGCUGGACGCGUCAACCGCGCCGGCGGACGUAAACGUCGCGUCCGCGCUCAUCGGAGGCAACGCCACGGCGCUCCGAAUGGUGCUCGCCGACGCGCUCGAAACGGCGUUCACGCCGGCCGGAGCUCUAGAUGCUGCUCUGGAUUCGGCCGCCUCGUCACUGAGUGACGAGGGCGUCGACCUUGCCAGUGUCCAAACGCUCCUGAAUCGGACCGUGACUGCAAACUGCUUCGAGGACUGCUCCAUUACGAGUAGUGGCGGUGGCUCAUCGAGGAACAAGAAGAAGGACCGGCUCUGGUGGCUGACGGACCUCAGAAUUAUUUUACCGGUCUGUGCCGGUUUGCUCUUGAUCUUGGUUGCUGUACUAUACAGGAAGCGCCAGACGUCGCAGAAAGAUAGUGAAGAGGCGAAGCACGACGAGGGCGUCGCGGAACGACGGUUGAGGUUCGACGAGGAGGAUUUGGUUGAAGAGGAGCGGAAGGAGGCGCCGUCGUCAGAUGAUGAUGUGGAGGCGCCGCCGCCGCCGCUACCACCUCGCUCUCGAGAUCAUACCACUCCGAGACGUCGGGUCGAAGAGGUCGAUGAUCCUAGAUCACCUCGGCCCAAUAGAAGCCCGGUGCCCAUGACCUGGGGCGACGCUGAUAGGGAAGCGCGGUCGCCGGCGGCGCCGACGCCCGUGCUCUAUCUCGGCGACGAGGAAGACGCGGAUGAUGGCUCGGCCUUCGGCGACGACGACGUCGUGCCGCCGCCGCCGCCGCCGCUGCCGUCCGAGCUGUCGACGGGGCGCCCCGAGCCGUCCGUGCCGCGGCCUCCUCGCACAGAAGAAUACUUCGGCGCGAACGUUUAUGAUCGGUCGCCGCGGCCGGACGAGCCGGGGGGGAGGCUGUUCAUCUAAGGCAUGAGCU